AUGGCGACGGUCAUCGCAAUGAGAAAGCGACCUAGGGGCGAUCCAGCCCUUAUUCAACGCAAGUUUUUCAAAAAGACUGCAAAGGGAAAGGUCAUUAAGGUCCUCCGAGAGCGCUACCUGCGCGAUGACAUUCCCUGUGGGAUUAACGAGUGUCCUUACUGUAUCACCCAGCAAUCUCGUCCAUUAUCCUUGGCUGUUGCAGCGAGACACUCGGAUUACCCAGCAGGCCACUAUGUGAUUCCAGACACAAACAUAUUCCUCAAUCAGAUGGAUCUCAUGGAGUCGCCCCUGUUCGAUGCGCCGCUCAUCGUACUCCAAACCGUCCUCGAAGAAGUUCGCCAUCGCUCCAUUCCUCUGCAUAACCGCCUCAAGAGUCUAUUGCGCUCAGAAGAUCGACCAUGCUUUGUCUUUUACAACGAAUAUCGCGAGUACGGCCACUAUGCCUUGGCCGAUGGGAAACUCACGGCGAGACAUUAUAGGGACACUGCAGUACAAAGAAAAGACGACGAGUCACCGAAUGACAUGAAUGAUAGAGCUAUCCGAUCAGCGGUCGCCUGGUACAGGCAUCAUAUCGGCCAAAUCUCAUCCGCCCGAAAUAAAGGGCAGCCCGUGCCUAGAAUAGUACUAUUGACGGACGAUGUGGCUAAUCGAAGACAUGCCCAGACAGAAGGCGUCGAGGCGGUAUCUGUCUCACACUAUGUCCAAGGCUCGAAGAAUAGCGCCCUUCUGCUUGAUCUGCUCGCCGCUGGUGCUGGGGAUGGAGACCAAGGCGACAAGGCAAAGUCGUCUGCUAUCUACCCAGAGCACAUGUCAAGUAUAAUGAUCAACGCUGGAAUCAAGGCUGGUCAAUUACAACAAGGCCACUUCAAUGCUAAUGAUUAUAACUAUCUCGAGGCAAGUACAGCGCCGCAGAUUUACAGCACUAUUGACACAUUCAAGGGCACCGUGAGAGUAGCAGCUUUUCCAAAACCUGUGCUGGUCGUUGGGAGGCAGAACAUGAACAGAGCCAUGCAUGGGGAUAUUGUCGCCAUUGAGGUUUUCCCUGAAACUGAAUGGCGGUCGCCAGCCGAUGCAGUAGUCGACCAAGAUGAGGCGCUGAAGAACGACGAUGCCGACGACACCGAGGCUGAAGGAGGCGAUGACUUGGAGGCGCAAGAGGAAGCUCGGAUAGCGACCAAACUACGAGAUGGAUCUGGCAAGGUGAAAGAAAAGUCACCCACGGGUCGUAUCGUUGGAAUCAUCAAACGCAACUGGAGGACCUAUGUGUGCCACCUCGACCCCGCAUCUCUUUCGUCGAGCUCUGAAACUUCUACGUCCGUGCAAGCUGUGUUUGCUAUCCCAACCUCUGCGCUCCUACCCCGCAUACGAAUGCGAACACGACAAGCACCACAGCUCCUUGAUCAGAAGAUACUCGUCACAAUCGACAGAUGGGACAGUACCUCCCGAUACCCAGAAGGUCAUUUUGUACGAUCGCUAGGAAAAGUGGGCGGUAAAGAAGCGGAGCAAGAGGCGCUAUUAGUCGAAUAUGGUGUGGCUUAUGGUGCGUUUGGCAAGGCAAUCCAGGAUUGCUUGCCACCUGAAGGUGACAGCUGGGUGGUACCUCCCAAGGGCCACGAUAUCUGGAAAGAUAGAGAGGAUUUAAGGGACGUGCUCAUCUGUAGUAUUGAUCCCCUGGAUAUCGACGACGCGCUUCACGCCAGAGCGCUGCCUAAUGGCAACAUUGAGGCUGGCGUCCAUAUUGCGGACGUUUCUCAUUUUGUUCACGCAGAGACACCGAUGGACAGCGAGGCCGCAGCGCGUGGGACGACAGUCUACCUUGUCGACAAGCGGAUAGACAUGUUACCAAGCCUCUUGGGGACAAACCUGUGCUCCCUACGCCCACAUGUCGAACGUCUCGCCUUCUCAGUCAUUUGGGAACUAACACCAGAGGCCAAGAUUGUGAAUGUACGAUUUACCAAGUCUGUGAUUGCAUCGAAAUCCGCUUUUACAUAUGAAGAGGCACAGAUACGCAAAGAUGAUCAGUCUCUCAAAGAUCCUUUGACGCAAUCAAUCCGGCUACUCAACUCACUUGCUCGUAACCUACGUGAAGGACGAAUGCGUGCUGGAGCGCUGAAUCUUGCAUCUCCCGAAGUCAAGAUUCAGAUGGAGAGCUCCGAAUCUUCGGAUCCUAUCGAUGUGAAACAAAAGGAACAACUGGAGACGAACAGCCUUGUUGAAGAGUUUAUGCUCCUCGCCAAUAUUUCGGUUGCAAAAAAGAUCCAGGAGACCUUCCCACUCACAGCGGUUCUCAGACGGCAUAUGCCACCGCCCACGACGAAUUUUGAGACGCUCAAGGAUAUUCUUAUGAAGAUCAAAGGUCUCAAGCUGGAUGUUUCUUCGUCAGGGGCUCUAGCCAGCUCUUUGGAUCUCUGUGUGGAUUCCAACGAGCCGGCUUUCAAUACCCUUGUGAGAAUCAUGGCGACGCGAUGUAUGCUCUCAGCAGAGUACUUCUGCUCGGGUAACGUCCCACGUGAUACGUUUGGUCACUACGGUCUCGCCAGUCCUAUCUACACUCACUUCACGAGUCCUAUCAGGCGAUACGCUGAUGUCCUUGUUCAUAGGCAACUUUCAGCGGCUAUUAAUCACGCACCACUACAUGCGUCGUUGCACUCGAAAGACUACGUCGAACGUAUCCUCAACAAUGUGAACCGACGGCACCGAAUGGCGCAAAUGGCGAGUCGUGCAAGCAUAGAGUUCUACGUGGGACUCGCUAUUCAAUCAAGAGCGCCUAAUGAGGCUGGCGGUGUACGAGAGGAAGCAUAUGUGAUUCGGACAUUUAGGAAUGGUAUCGCCGUGUUUGUUUCUCGCUUGGGCAUUGAAGGUCUCGUGACUUUCAAGCAUGAAAUUGAGUACGACGCAGAGGCGUAUGCGGUAACGUUGCCCAACGGCAAGAAGCAAAAACCAGUAUCAUUGGCUGUCUUUGACAAGGUUACUGUCAAGAUUACGGUGGAAAAGGACACGACUACACAGAGGGGGAAAGUUAGGAUGGUGCUGGUGUCCCCGGUCAAUUCCGAAGCUCUGUAA
Molecule: messenger RNA, 3063 nt
Organism: Serendipita indica DSM 11827
Lineage: Eukaryota; Fungi; Basidiomycota; Agaricomycetes; Sebacinales; Serendipitaceae
Source: the annotation of a GenBank genome assembly